Messenger RNA from Chanos chanos (milkfish), 5433 nucleotides. It is a transcript of the gene cfap44, whose product is annotated as cilia and flagella associated protein 44. Gene Ontology annotation, molecular function: protein binding. The coding region runs from base 1 to 5433 and encodes 1810 amino acids. The transcript is spliced from 34 exons. NCBI's taxonomy places the organism in Eukaryota, Metazoa, Chordata, Actinopteri, Gonorynchiformes, Chanidae. The record is from RefSeq and is a predicted model, not a curated record.
AUGGAGGAUGGAAGUGCUGACCCCGGCCCAGACAGUGAAAUAGUGGCCUCAGCAGAGCCGGAGGGAAAUACACAGACAGAGAUGGAGGUGACGACUGAGGAGAAGUUUAAAGAGCCAGCUGCCGCUGAGGGUGGUGAGGAAGAUGACGGCCGUUUGGCUGAGGAAGAGCGGCAGGCGCUGCAGUCUAAGAUCCCAGUGGAUCUGUAUUACGACUAUGAAGAACUCUGCUCCAAACCUUUCACCACAGCGGAUUCAGGCCUCCCAGUGAACCUGCUACAUCUCUCGCAUUCAUUCGGCUAUGACUGCAAGCGCCGCACCAAUCUGCAGCUGCUGGAUGAGCGUACGCUGUUCUUCGUGGCUGGAAACCUGCUGGUCUUUCUGGACAUUAAAACUAAAGAGCAGCGCUACCUGCGCAGCUGCAGUGGAGGGGGAAUCGGUGCCAUCAUGGCUCAUCCGAGUAAGAGGUAUUUUGCAGUAGCGGAAAAAGGAGAUCAGCCCAAUGUAAUCAUAUAUGAGUAUCCCUCUCUCAGGCCUUACCGUAUUCUCAGAGGUGGCACGGAGCAGGCGUACACAUUCGUGGCCUUUAACCGUGACGGCAGCCUGGUGGCCAGUGUAGGCAGUGCUCCUGACUACAUGCUGACCGUGUGGGACUGGCCCCAGGAGCAGGUGAUGCUGCGCAGCAAGGCCUUCUCACAGGACGUCUACAAAGUCACCUUCUCUCCCGACAACCCCGGCCAGCUCACCACCUGUGGAUCAGGACACAUCAAGUUUUGGAAAAUCGCCAAUACGUUUACUGGUCUGAAACUGCAAGGCCUGCUGGGAAGAUUCGGGAAGACGGCUCUCACGGAUAUAGAGGGAUAUGUGGAGCUUCCUGAUGGCAAAGUGCUGUCAGGCACGGAGUGGGGGAACAUGUUGCUCUGGGACGGCGGUUUGAUUAAGGUGGAGAUCUGUCGUAAGGGCGGCAGUAAGUGUCACGCGGGCGUCAUUCAGCAGUUCUUCCUGGAGGAGGGAGAACUCAUCACUAUAGGCACGGAUGGAGCGGUCAGGACCUGGGACUUUGAGCGCAUCGACACAGCCGACUGCGCAGACGACAGCGGCAUGUUUGAGAUGGAGCCCAUGAACGAGACGGUGAUUGGCCAAAACGUCAGCCUCACCUCCAUGGUCAAGAGCUCGCUGUCAGACUCCCUCAUCUGUUACGCUCAGGAUUCUAACGGAGGCAUUUGGAAACUGGAUCUGUCCUUCACCAUCGCUACUCAGGAUCCAGAGUGUGUGUACUCCUCUCACGCUGGAGUGAUCCAGGGCAUGGACGUAUCUGGCUGCAGUCACCUCAUGGCCACCACUGCACUGGACCGUUCUGUCAGGAUUUUUGACUUUCUGGCUAAGAAGGAACUCACAGCCAACCGCUACAAGCAGGGAGGAACAACCCUGACCUGGGCCCCUCACAGGGUGAGCAGCAGUGGGGGUCUGCUGGCGGUGGGUUUUGAGGACGGGGUCGUUCGUUUGUUGGGACUCUGUAGCGUUCAGAGUCUCCGUGGUCGCUCAGACAACGUGGAGCUCCGCCUCAAACAGGCCUUCAAACCCCAUAAUGCACCUGUCACUGCUAUCGCCUAUGAGCGCAAUGGGGAGAUUAUGGCCACUGGGAGUGCAGACUGUACUGUGUUUUUCUUCAUAGUAGGGGACAGGUAUGAUCCCAUAGGCUUUGUGACUGUACCAGGGCCUGUUCAGAGCCUUGAGUGGUCCCCCCAGUCACAUGAGAAGAACAUGUUGCUGAUACUGUGUAGCACAGGUCAUGUAGUGGAGGUCCAGUGUCCGGAUCCUGAGUCUAAGAGCUCUGAUAACACAUACAAGCUUCAUUCUCUUCCCACGAGACACUUCAACUUCACCAGCAUCAAGUCACGCCUUAGGAGAGAGGCGGAGAUAGCACGGCGACAGGCUUUGAAAGAGAAAAGGCAGAAGGAGAGAGAGGAGCGUCUGAAAGAAGCGAAGGAGAAAGGCCAAGAGCUCCCGGAGGAGGAAGAGGAGGAAGAGGAGGAGGAAGAGUUACCCCCACUCUACACACCUGACCCCCCCAGCCCUCUGCACUGUGGACUGUACUCAAAGCCUGGCGAAUUCUGGCUCUCUAUGGGUGGUUAUGACUCAGGGUAUGUGUACUACUGUAAGUUCUCAGAGGAUCAGGAUCUGGAGCCUUUAGAGAGGAGAGAUGAGCCAGUCUCCUUCAUACCAGUCCACAACACAGACCAAGAUCCCAUUCGCGCCCUCUGCUUCAAUUCCAGCAGGCAUUUAUUGGUGUGUGGUAUGGAGUCUGGCUCUAUAAGGUUAUACCCCCUGCAGCCCCCUGACUAUCAGCUGAGCUCCAUACAGGACUACUGGGCACUCAGCAUCCAUGACAAUCACUAUGGCCACGUGCGGCAGGUGCGCUGUAGCUACGACGACCAGUUUGUCCUGACGACAGGUGAGGAUGGCAACAUCUUCUCCUUCAGUCUUCUGCCUGAGGAAGAGUUACAGAAGGCCUUACAGUGCAGCCGAGCCAAAGUCCCCUCCCCACGGUCAGGUCUGAAGAUAAACAUCAUGGUCCCUGAUAUCGAUGAUCCACGUGCAUACAGCAUAGAAACAGCCAAGCAGAAGUUGGAGAUGGACCGCAUGCGGAGGGAGGCGGACCUGAGGAAACAGGCCCGGCGUCAGAAGUUAGCCGUGCUCCAGACUCAGUUUAAAGUCUUACUGAAACAGAACCAGAAGCUUCCGGAACACGUUCGCCUGCACCGUGCGGAGUUUGAGCUGGACCGGCGUUUUCGUGAGGAGACUGAGAGACUGACGGCUCAGAGGAUUAGAGAGGUGAGGAAAGAGAUGGCCUGGGAGGAGGAGAGACAUCGUAUCGGCCUCAAAAAACUCCAGGAGAGGUUCUGGGACUCUCUGGUGACAGACACAGUGACAGUGGUGGCGUUUCAGACAGAUCACAGGAUCAGUACGUACAGACUGCUGGCCCUGUCUGACAAACUCCACCAGCUGAAACGGAGAGGCUCCCACUGGGCCGAGACUGGACCCAGCGACCCUGAACGCCAGCAGAACAGACCACCUGACCAGAACAAAGACAACGCCACAGGUCAGAGAGACAGUGUGUGUGUGUGCACAGAGGAAGAGGAUGUCCCAGCACAGACCGUGUUGCAAUCCCAUGUUGGGCAGCCAGGGGGCAGCAAACUAGUGGGCAGGCAAGCAGAGAAACUGCGUAAAGCAGCAGAGAAAGCAGAGAAAGCGAAAGCCAAGAUAGAGAAACGGAAAAAAGAGUGGGCAGAACUCUAUGCAGCUAAGCCCAGUGAGGACUGUGAGGACCCAGAAGACGUGCGGGCAAUCCAACUGGCCCAGGAAACCAUGGGUGACUUCAAACUGAAGACAGCUAAAGACUACACUGUCCCAGAGCACCUGAGAAUGAACACAGAGAAGAAGACAACACAGCUGGUCAUACUGGAGGAGAAGAUCUACACGCUGAAGACGGAAAUGAACAUCCGCAUCUUAGCCCUGAGAGACAGGAAGGUGGAGUUAAUCUCUCAGCUCCGCUCUCAGGUGGAGCAGCUGCAGGCGCUGCAGGAGCACCUGCCCCCGGAGAAACGCCGGCCCGUCCCCGCCGUGCCCUCCCUGCUGCCCGAGGAAACCCCUGAAAGGAAGCUGCAGUACACUCGUACCACCCUGGAGCGGUACAGAGCCCUGCGUGCCAAAAGGGCGCCAACCGACCGCACGGAGGACCAGGAGGAGGGCCAAGGAUUGCUAGACCAGCUGGAGCAGGAGAACAAAGACUCCCAUGUCGAGGGAGAGCGCGUACAAUCACACAGCGAGGAGCAGAAGGAGGAGCAAAGUGAGGAGAAAGGGAAGGGUGUGUGUGAAGAGCUAACUGAGUUAGAGCAGGAGAUGAGAGAGGUGGAGGAGAUAAGGAGUCUGUACCUGCAGGACACACUGCUGAAACAGAUGGAGGAGCAGAUGUGGCGUUUUGACGCGGAGUUGCGUUUGCUCAGGCAUGAGAAGCUGCAGUUGGAUGUUCAGAUGAAGCUGGCAGACCUGAGGCACGUCACACUGUUCCAGGAACUGCUGCUCCUCAAAGAGUUUGAGAAGAGAGAGAACAUGCUGCAGGAAAGACUGAACGCCCGCAGGGAGGAGCAGAGGGACCUCAGGUCUAAGUUAGGGGAAUGUAAGCAGCAGUUGGAGCAGAAGCGGAGAGAGAUACAGAGGCUGCAGGAGAAAGACAAGGCCAUUAACGCCACUUUUCAGGCCUCACUGGGAGAAAACAACAAAUUUGCAGAUUUCCUCACAAAAGUGUUUAAAAAGAAGAUUAAACGAGUGAAGAAAAAGGAGAAAACCAGCACUGAAGAGGAACAGGAGGACAGUAAUGAAGACUCUGAUGAAGACUCAGACUGGGACGAUGAAGAUUUUGAUGAAGAGUCAGAGACGGGGGGGCAGUUAGACGACAGCGUUUGUCCUCCACAUUGUGACCCAGAGCUCUUUGAGAACGCUGUUAAGUUGCGUGAGCAUCGUCUGGAUCUGGAGGAGCUGCUAACGGAGGAGAAAAAGAACGCAGACGCCCUGAGAAAAGAGUUUGACUCACUUGCCAAGAAAGACAAAAUAGUGCAGAGCAGUCUUAAAGCAGCGGAGAGUGACCUGGAGCUUUUUAACAGAGAGAAACAACAGACAGUCAACGAGUUGGAUGUCGUUGCACCUUUAAGACUGCACCAGAUAGAGUAUUUGAAUAAUGGCAUGGUCCCGUCUAAGCUGGGCUCUGCAUUGGUUUUGAACAGACAAGCAUUGUAUGCACUGCAGAAUCGAAUUAAGGAGCUGAAACAAGAGAAGACAGAGCAGAAAGAGUUGUACAAACACGCCAGACAGCAACACGUCCAACUCAUACAUGACUGCAAGCACAUGGAGACUAAGAUCCAGGAGCUGGAGGCGCGCUGUGAACAGAUGAUGUUGAUGAAGUUUGGGAAGCUGGUGGACCUGGAGAUUCUGCAGACGCUGUCAGGGAACAGAAUCCUGGAGGAGAUGAGACAAGAGAGUCGAAUCAGAGAGUUCGCAUACAUAAAGGAACUUAAGAAGUGGGAGGAUAAGGUUACAGAGGCAAGACAGGCUGUAACAGAGGUAACCCGACAGCACACAGAGCGUUUGGUUAGGAUGGACCGUCUACUGAAUGAACAGAAAUUUCUGGAAAACCAACUCAACCAAAGAAGGCGCAAAAUGGGCGUUCGGUUUCAGGGCCGUGAUCAUUUUGAUGAAGAGGAGAGAGAAAAGCUGGAGCAGCUGGUGGAGACUCAGGCCCAGGAAAUACAGUCCGUACAGCGUGAAGUCAGCUUCCUGUCCCAAAAAGGAGGACACGUUCUGGCCCCCGGCCAACCGGUCCUGCCCCCCAUCCCCUCCGGUGGAGGGGGCGCAGUGAGGAGGGCGGUCGACUAUUAA